GUCGUAGUAAGACGGUUUAGAAAACACCAAAAGCAGUUUAUAGUUGAAAGUCCCUUGCUUUUUCUCCGCUCUGUUUGGUUACUAAGAAAACAAAAAUCCAACCCUAUGUCUUUUCCCUCAUAUUUCUGCUUUUUGCCAGAGUCCAGAAGCAGGUGAAAAGAAAAGGAUUUUCGUUUUUCCUUUGUUUGGUCAGAUCCAGAGAGAAAAAUGGAUGAUAGUUGUGCUGUCUGUGCUGAUACACUUGAGUGGGUUGCAUAUGGGCCAUGUGGCCAUCGAGAAGUCUGCUCCACUUGUUUCAUUCGGCUCCGAUUCAUCUGUGAUGAUUGCCGAUGCUGCCUUUGCAAGUCUGAAUUGAAAACUAUCUUUAUAACUAAAGCUAUGGGAGAUUAUACGAAGGUGAUAAAUGACUUCUCAGCUUUUGCAGCUGAUCCGACUGAGGGCCAGGUUGGGUCUUACUGGUACCAUGAAGGGACACAAGCAUAUUUUGAUGAUCUGGAUCACUACAAGAUGAUAAAAGCCAUGUGUAGGCUGUCCUGUACUGUUUGUGAUAAGAAGGCUGAACAGCAGAAUGCUACGUCAAAGAGGAGAGCAGAGUUUAAGAACAUCGAGCAGCUUAAGAGUCACUUGUUUAACCGGCAUAGGCUGCUUAUGUGCAGUCUGUGUUUGGAAGGUAGGAAGGUCUUUAUGUGUGAGCAAAAGUUAUAUACUAAACCACAACUGGAUCAGCAUAUAAAGACAGGUGACUCAGUGGUUGAUGGCACUGAAGGUGAAAGGGGAGGAUUUAUGGGACAUCCAAUGUGUGAAUUCUGUCAAAAUCCAUUCUAUGGGGAGAAUGAGCUGUACUUGCAUAUGUCUACUGAACAUUAUACUUGCCACAUAUGCCAAAGGCGGCAUCCAGGACAAUAUGAAUACUAUAGAAAUUAUGACGACAUGGAGAUCCAUUUUCGUCAAGAGCAUCAUUUAUGUGAGGACGAGGCCUGCCUUGCCAAAAAAUUUGUUGUUUUUGCAACUGAAUCUGAACUGAAGAGGCACGGUACUGUUGAACACGGUGGGCGCAUGUCUCGUUCCAAGCGUAACGCUGCACUGCAGAUACCAAUAAGCUUCCAGUACCGGCGGAGUCAUGAGCAAGAUCAUCGGGUAAGAGGACAUGGUACUUAUCAUGAUUCAUCAGAUAGUCAACUUUCGUUGGCCAUACAAGCUAGUCUUGUGACAGCAGAUGCUGAAAGUUUUCAUCAUACUUCAACAAGUGACCAAGCGAUUGUCAAUACUGAAGUUGCCUCUGUUGUUGGCCCUUUUGCUGCAUUAGCUACAUUAGAUUCCGAAACAUCUUCAAGAUAUUGCCAAGCACUAGGAAACUCUAGGAAUGGACCUCUUGAAGACUCAUCCUUUCCUCCCCUUCCUGCAGCAUCAAAUGGCAGUCAACAAAAACUAAGAAAUGCUUCAGAAGGAUCAGCUAGAAGAAGCAUGGCUGCUCGCUUACGUCACCGAAACAAUGGGACUUUAAUUGUUUCUAAUACCGCUCAGGCUUGGCCUGCAGCAAGUCUUCAACCUAACAUAUCAACUACUAGUGAGCACCGGUCUAGGCCUGUGGCAAAUUUUUUGCACUUAUCAACUAAUUCAUCUAGUUCUUCCAAAAGUAAGCCUGCUAGAAUUAAGGAAUUUUUGCCAUCUAGUCAUGUAAGCUCUGCUCAGGGUUCUUUUUUCGGACUUACAGCUAAUUUUGCUAGCUCAUCCAGGAGUUCAAUUGGCACCAGUAAGGUCAGCCACCCUGCUUGUGCUCCAAAUCUUGUAGACACAGGUUUAUUUGAUAAUUCCCUUUCUAAUUUUCCUCCAGUUUUUUCUGCUCAAGUCUGUAAGAAAGCAACUGCAAGUAGCCAGCCUUCACCAAACGUGGAAGAUGUUCAAUCUGCUAACAAGGCUCUAGUGGAAAAGAUCCGCGUUUCUUUAAAAUUUGACAAGGACAAAUGCUCUGCAUUCAAAGGAAUAACUGCUGAAUAUCUUAAUGGUUUUAUGAACACCGAGGAGUACCUUGCUUUUGUGCAUCAGUUUGGGUUGUCACAUCUUGUUCUUGAGCUAGCUAGGUUAUGUCCCAAUGUUCAGAAACAAAGAGAACUUGUGGAGAUGUACAAUUUUAACUUGAGUUGCAGCUGUUCUAACAAAAAUGGUUUGAGCAAUGAUGCUGAUCAAUUGAAAAACAAAAAAAGGUCAAAAAAAGGAAAGGAGAAGUAUGAGGACAGUGGCAUUAAUGGUUUAAAACAUGCUUUGGCAGAUGAUAUUAAUAGUGGGGUGACAGUUUGGCAAUCAAAUGAGAAGCCUUCUGUGGAAGAAGCAGAGGUCUUGUUGAAGGAUGGGCAUCACACUGCCAAAGGCAAAUCAAAGGUUUGGGCUGAUGAAGAGGCUAAUUCACAUUACCCCAGUCAGUCUCCAACGGAGUUCAGGAGUGGGAAUGGUUCUCAGCCAGCUUUUGGUGGCUCAAAGAAAAAUUUGGCAUCUGAAGGAGGGGGAAAUAAGCCACGGAAAAAAAUCUCCAAGUUCCUUAGAAACCGCCUUGGUGAUGCUUCAGCUGCAGAACUUCCAGAUGUUGGAAACUGUGAUCCUGGUCCUGAUCAGGUUAAAGAAAAAGCAGGUGAAAAUAAGGAGCCACCUGAAGGAUCGGUGGUUCGUGGUGUAUGGCGAAAUGGUAGAGGGCUGAGACUGAUGGCAAAGACCCAAACAAGACCAUGUAAAUGAUAUUUUGUGUAGGGCUCGAUAGAAGUAGGUUGUUUGUGGUCAUUGCCUUCCAGGCCUUCCAGGCCCAGUAGUUUUCUUGGAUAUGUUAAUGAAAAUGUGGUGAUAGUUUGCAAGGUGUGUAUUUCUAAUUUGGGCCCAAAAAAGGAAUUGAACACUUGUGGGUUUUCUAAGCUGAUGAAAGUAGGAGAUGUUGCAAAAUUUGGUUAUGGACCUGUCUUACGACUUUUUGUGCCUUUUGAUCACCUAUAUAAUUUAUUUAGAGUAUUUGAACAAAGGUCAAUGGCUUAUGGGGAAAAUAAUAGUAUCAGUAAGAAAAUAGAUGGUGAAGAUACUAUUGCUGGAAAAAAGAAAGAAAAUGAAAUGGUUCUGAGUUCUCCGGGAUUUGAUUGAAGGCAUCAUUCAAAUGAGUAGAAAUUGAUUGCAGUAUCAUGAUGUAAUAUGUAAAAUUUUAAUUAAUUGGGAUUUCGUAUUUACACC
Durio zibethinus is the source of this 3207-nucleotide messenger RNA. RefSeq lists its product as uncharacterized. Gene Ontology annotation, molecular function: ubiquitin protein ligase activity; ribosome binding. Gene Ontology annotation, biological process: rescue of stalled cytosolic ribosome; protein ubiquitination. The record is from RefSeq and is a predicted model, not a curated record. Lineage: Eukaryota; Viridiplantae; Streptophyta; Magnoliopsida; Malvales; Malvaceae.